CAAACAAAACAAAUAAUCACACCAUAUCCAAAACUGAAAAACCUGAUUGGAUGACACAAUUGACCUGCCAACAUGUCAAAACUUUGUUAUCAGCGAGCUCCAUCUUCUUCCCACCUUAUCUCUGCAUCUUCAAAUAAAUCAUAACAUCACUCAACAAAAAACCUUUUAAUUGGCUCCACUACAGAAUAGAAAGGUACCUUCCUAUAUCCUCAUGGCUCUCCAGGCAACCUCCCUUCUUCCGUCUACUGUUACAAUUCACAAAGAGGGUAAGUGCAAUGCUUCUCUUAAAGAGACAAGCUUGUUUGGCACUUGUGUCUCAAACUCCAGCAAAACUGAAUUCAACCCUUCAUUAACAAUGGCCAAGGAACACAGAAAAGGGCACCUACCUUUUGGAACCAUUAGAGCCCAGACAGCAACCACCCCAGCAAUAACCGAGUCUGCACCAGACGGAAAGAAGACAAUGAGUAAGGGAACUGUGAUAAUCACUGGAGCCUCAUCUGGAUUGGGUCUAGCAACCGCAAAGGCCCUAGCGGACACAGGCAAAUGGCACAUAAUCAUGGCAUGUAGAAAUUUUCUCAAAGCCGAGAGGGCAGCUAAAUCAGUUGGCAUUGCCAAGGAAGAUUACACUGUUGUUCAUCUAGACCUUGCAUCCCUUGACAGUGUCAGACAAUUUGUAGACAAUUUUCGUCGUCUGGGUAGACCACUUGAUGUGCUUGUCUGCAAUGCUGCUGUCUAUUUGCCCACAGCCAAGGAACCAACUUUUACUGCUGAAGGAUUUGAACUUAGCGUAGGGACUAAUCAUCUCGGUCACUUUCUACUUUCAAGGCUGCUACUUGAUGACUUAAAGCAAUCAGAUUAUCCAUUUAAGCGUCUCAUUAUUGUUGGCUCCAUUACAGGUAACACAAACACGCUGGCCGGAAAUGUGCCACCAAAAGCUAACCUUGGAGAUUUGAGAGGUCUUGCGGGAGGCUUGAAUGGACGAAAUACCGCACCAAUGAUAGACGGAGGAGAGUUUGAUGGUGCCAAGGCCUACAAAGACAGCAAAGUCUGCAACAUGCUAACAAUGCAAGAAUUCCACAGGCGCUUCCAUGACGAGACUGGAAUAACCUUUGCAUCUCUAUACCCAGGUUGUAUCGCUACUACAGGACUGUUCAGGGAGCAUAUCCCUUUGUUCAGGCUUCUAUUUCCACCUUUCCAAAAAUACAUCACCAAAGGCUAUGUUUCAGAGGAGGAAGCUGGGAAAAGAUUAGCACAGGUGGUUAGUGAUCCGAGCCUGGCAAAAUCAGGGGUUUACUGGAGCUGGAACCAGAACUCGGCUUCAUUUGAGAACCAGCUCUCCAAGGAGGCCAGUGAUGUAGAGAAGGCUAAAAAGGUGUGGGAGCUCAGUGAGAAGCUUGUUGGGUUGGUGUAAAUUAGUAUCCACAAGAUGUUCAAAUACGACGCAUAAUCAAAGCUGAAGAUGGCAUACCUUUCCUGUCUCAGAGGAUGUCUCUAUUUUUCCCUCUUGUAAAUGAUGAUGUUUUUUUGAAGUUGACAGAAAGACAGUGAGGUUCACUAUCCCUUUUCCUUGAAAAGUGAUUGCAGAAAACAGUUAUGAUUUGAAUGUGAAUUGUUCUCUCUCUUCCUUGCAGCUUAA
Messenger RNA from Carica papaya (papaya), 1636 nucleotides. RefSeq names its product protochlorophyllide oxidoreductase C. The record is from RefSeq and is a predicted model, not a curated record. Gene Ontology annotation, molecular function: protochlorophyllide reductase activity. Lineage: Eukaryota; Viridiplantae; Streptophyta; Magnoliopsida; Brassicales; Caricaceae.